Messenger RNA from Impatiens glandulifera, 2723 nucleotides. Its product is annotated as beta-adaptin-like protein A. Lineage: Eukaryota; Viridiplantae; Streptophyta; Magnoliopsida; Ericales; Balsaminaceae. The transcript is spliced from 11 exons. Gene Ontology annotation, molecular function: clathrin binding. The coding region runs from base 180 to 2651 and encodes 823 amino acids. Gene Ontology annotation, biological process: intracellular protein transport; vesicle-mediated transport. The record is from RefSeq and is a predicted model, not a curated record. Gene Ontology annotation, cellular component: membrane coat; clathrin adaptor complex.
CUACCGGUAGCUUCCUGGCAGCGCCACCUACAACGAUCGGCCAUUGAAGAUCCUGGUGUUCAAUCUCCCAAAAUUUGACUAAUCUUUCUCUUUCUUAGACAGAAAUUCCUACUCCGGCAUUGAAUUCCGUCAAUUGGAAGGUCGAGGUUUCGUCGGAAGACUGCAAAGGUCAGAGGCAAAUGGCUCCUCCUGCUCAUUCACAGCGAUCUUCAUCGCCUUCUCAACCGUCCGGAAAAGGAGAGGUGGCGGAUCUGAAAGGACAGCUUCGGAAGCUGGCUGGGAGCCGAGUUGCAGGCAUUGAUGACUCCAAGAGGGAGCUUUUCAAGAAGGUGAUCUCUUACAUGACAAUCGGGAUCGAUGUUUCAUCUCUCUUUAGUGAGAUGGUAAUGUGUUCGGCUACUUCUGACAUUGUUUUAAAGAAAAUGUGUUAUCUGUAUGUGGGAAACUAUGCUAAACACAAUCCAGAUUUGGCCCUUCUUACAAUUAAUUUUCUUCAACGGGAUUGCAAAGAUCAAGAUCCUAUGAUAAGGGGGCUUGCAUUGAGGAGUCUAUGCUCAUUAAGAGUUGCUAAUUUGGUGGAAUACUUGGUUGGACCUUUGGCAUCGGGAUUAAUAGAUAAGAAUGGUUAUGUGAGGACGGUCACAACAAUUGGUGUUUUGAAACUGUACCAUAUAUCAGCUGCAACAUGUCUUGACUCGGAUUUUCCUGCAACUCUCAAGCACUUGAUGCUUACCGACUCUGAUCCCCAGGUUGUAGCUAAUUGUUUAUCUUCCCUACAAGAAAUCUGGGGUUUGGAAGCAAGCAAGUCUGAGGAGGCAUCAAGGGAGCUAGAAGCUUUGCUCAGCAAGCCAACAAUAUAUUACUUUUUAAACCGCAUCAGAGAAUUCAGUGAAUGGGCACAAUGCUUUGUUCUUGAGUUAGUAUCUAAAUAUGUACCCUCUGACAGUAAUGAGAUAUUUGACAUCAUGAAUCUUCUGGAAGAUAGACUUCAACAUGCUAAUGGUGCUGUUGUCUUAGCAACAGUUAAACUGUUUCUGCAGUUAACACUAUCCAUGACUGAUGUCCAUCAACAGGUUUAUGAGCGUAUUAAAGCACCUCUGCUUACCCUGGUGAGCUCAGGAAGUCCAGAACAGUCUUAUGCAGUCAUGGGACACCUGCAUCUAUUGGUGAUGCGAGCACCGAUGCUGUUCUCUUCUGAUUAUAAACACUUUUACUGUCAAUAUGUCGAUCCAUUCUAUGUGAAGAAAUUGAAGCUUGAAAUGUUAACUGCAGUAGCCAAUGAGAGUAAUACUUAUGAAAUUGUGACGGAAUUAUGUGAAUAUGUUGCAAAUGUCGAUAUUCCCAUUGCAAGAGAGUCGAUUCGUGCUGUGGGUAAAAUAGCUUUGCAGCAGUACGAUGUCAAUGCUAUUGUGGAUAGGCUGCUUCAGUUCUUGGAAAUGGAAAAGGACUAUGUAACAGCUGAAACUCUGGUUCUGGUAAAAGACCUUCUUAGGAAAUAUCCACAGUGGAGCAAUGGCUGUAUUGCAGUAGUUGGAAACAUCAGCAGCAAAAGCAUACAAGAGCCCAAAGCUAAGGCAGCUCUUGUUUGGAUUCUGGGUGAGUAUGCACAAGAAAUGCAAGAUGCUCCUUAUGUUCUCGAAAGUCUAGUUGACAGUUGGGAAGAGGAACAUUCCGCUGAAGUCCGUUUGCAUCUCCUUACAGCAGUUUUGAAGUGUUUCUUGGUAAGGCCACCCGAGACUCAGAAAGCUCUGGGCGCUGCUUUGGCUGCAGGCCUUGCUGAUUUUCAUCAGGAUGUUCAUGAUAGAGCUUUAUUCUACUACAGGAUCUUGAAAAAAGACGCUUCUUUGGCAGAACGGGUUGUGAAUCCUCCAAAGCAAGCUGUUUCUGUCUUUGCCGAUACGCAGAGCAACGAAAUCAAGGAUCGGAUAUUUGACGAAUUUAACAGCCUAUCUGUUCUCUAUCAGAAGCCAUCUUACGUGUUCAUGGAUAAGGAACAGAGAGGCCCAUCUGAGUUUUCAGAAGAUCUUGGGAAUUUUUCAACAGAAUCUGCAAAUAGUGUUGUACCUGCCCAGAUAAUAGUGGAAGCUAAUGACAACGAUCUGCUUCUCGGUGUUUCAGAGAAGGAAGAGAGUGGAGUUCCCAGCAGCAACGGUUCAGCUUACAGUGCUCCUCCUCUGUAUAAUAAUAGCUCUUACACCAAUGGCCAAGCAAACUUUGCCAUAAAUGAUCUUCUUGAUCUUGGAUUGACAGUUGUUGCACCAGAUCCUGUUCCCACAAUGAAACUUAAUCCCAGACCCUCCCUUGAUCCGAGCACUUUUCAGCAAAAAUGGCGUCAACUUCCAUUAUCUGUCUCCCAGGACGGAGUAAUAAGUCCACAAGGAGCUGCGGCAUUGACAAAACCUGAAGACCUUCUACGAUAUAUGCAGGGGAAAUCUAUAAAUUGUAUUGCUUCGGGAGGUCAAGCGCCAAACUUAAAGUUCUUUUUCUUUGCUCAGAAAGCUGAAGAACGGUCGUCUACUUUUCUUGUAGAGUGUAUAAUAAAUUCCUCCACAUGUAAAUCUCAGUUUAAAAUCAAAGCCGACGAUCAAACUGCAUCCCACGCCUUCUCUAAUCACUUUCAAUCUUCUUUGUCCGAAUUCGGCCUGCACUAGUCCUUGACCUGAAUCGUUUCUUGUCUCGUGGGAUUGUUAUGAGUAUAUAUGUAUUUAUAUAUCGGGACAUUU